AUGUCGGUUCUGAUUAAUGGAGCACUGUCCAAGCCGUUCAAGAUGGAGAGAGGCCUAAGACAAGGGGAUCCUCUAUCUCCGUUCCUGAUUAUUCUUGUGGUUGACGUAUUACAUAGGAUGGUGGGAGAAGCUGUCAGGAAUGGACGUAUAUCUCCUCUGCUGGUUGGGAGGGAUAAAAUAGAACUGUCACACUUACAGUUUGCAGACGACACUAUUUUGUUCUGUCCACCAGAGAUUGAGACAAUCUUGAAUUAUAAGAGGCUCCUGCGAUGCUUUGAACUCAUGUCUGGAGUAAGUAUCAACUUUGACAAAUUGAAUUUGAUUUUCGUUAAUUGUGAAUCGGAGUGGGUAACAAAUAUGUGCGGGCUACUAGGAUGUACUGAAGCGGUCCUACCUGUAAGAUACUUGGGAAUACCCUUAGGAGCAAAUCCUCGACUGGUGAAGACAUGGAAAUCGAUUAUAGACAAGGUAGAAGAGAAGCUCGGUCUGUGGAAAGCAAAUGUACUUAACAAAGCUGAAAAUUUAGUUCUUAUCAAGUCUGUGCUUAAUAGCUUGCCAGUCUACUAUCUUAGCUUAUAUAAGAUGCCAAAAGGGGUAGCAGAGAAGUUGAUUGCGUUGCAAAGGAAUUUCUUAUGGAGAAAAGAGGAUGGUAAUAAUGGUAUGCCUGUGGUAAAAUGGGAAUUGGUGCAGGCUCUGAAAAAGCUAGAGGCUUGGGAGUGGGGGAUGCUGUAA
Arachis ipaensis is the source of this 732-nucleotide messenger RNA. The record is from RefSeq and is a predicted model, not a curated record. NCBI's taxonomy places the organism in Eukaryota, Viridiplantae, Streptophyta, Magnoliopsida, Fabales, Fabaceae.